This is a messenger RNA of Coccidioides immitis RS, 234 nucleotides long. RefSeq lists its product as uncharacterized. The transcript has 2 exons. Lineage: Eukaryota; Fungi; Ascomycota; Eurotiomycetes; Onygenales; Onygenaceae. The record is from RefSeq and is a predicted model, not a curated record. The coding region runs from base 1 to 234 and encodes 77 amino acids.
AUGACCCGAAAGCCGUUUGACGAAGCUGAGCAACAGUCGCCACUGCUGGUGGCCAACUUGGACAUCAUUGGCUAUGAUCUAGACCACAUCCGAGCUGCGAAGAGAUUCAAAUCCUUCCUGGAGGCUGGAAGACUUGCUUUCCUGCGAUAUCCCAAGCUCAUGGAUGCGAAUAAGUCUACUCUUUUGACAUACCAUUGCUCUGGUAUGGCUGGUAUCAAGCCUCAAAAGCCCUGA